Molecule: messenger RNA, 930 nt
Organism: Trichomonas vaginalis G3
Lineage: Eukaryota; Parabasalia; Trichomonadida; Trichomonadidae
Product: protein of unknown function (DUF3447)
Exons: 1
Coding region: 1-930 (309 amino acids)
Source: RefSeq, a predicted model, not a curated record
AUGUCUGUUCAAGGCAUUAAUACUAAUGAAUACAGCAAAUUGAGGAGUUAUUAUAAAUAUUAUAUCGAUUCAUAUAAUGCAAUUUAUAGGUUAAAAACGGAAAAAGAAGACGAAAUAAACUCAAUUUACGAAAUGAUCAAAACAGAAUUAAUUGAUUCAAAGAGGCAUUAUGUGCAAUCUAUUAUAAAAGGUGUUUUAAAUGUGAUUCCGUAUAAUAACCGCUAUACAAAAUCAUACUUGAAACUCGCAAAACUUAUAUAUGAUAAUAAUGAAGUGAAAGAGGUUAACAACAUCAAAAGUAUUUCGAACUUCUUGUUUUAUAAAGAAUAUGAUAUUCUACUAGAUAAGACUGAUGAUUUCAAAGAAAUAGAACUAAAUUAUAGAGAUAUUCAUUCAGAAAAUUCAAUUUACAGAGCAAUUAUGACUAAUGACUUAGGAAAAUUCAUAUAUUUCACAGAAAGAGAAGAAUUUGAUGAAGAUCAAAAACUUAAAAGCCAUUUAUAUCCAUUCUCUAAAAAAGGAUAUUCAUUACUUGAAUUAUGUUGUUACCAUGGAGCAGUCGAUUGUUUCAAGUUAUUAAGAUCAAAAUUUGAACCAAAAAUAACUGAUUUAUGUCUACAAUUAUCAUUUUUAGGAGGAAAUCAAGAGAUCAUGAGCGAAUGUUUGAAAUAUAGAAAACCAAAUUGUAAGUGCAUGGAAUAUGCAAAACCAUAUGAUAAAUGCAUGGAAUAUGCAAUUAUUUCUCACAAUAUUGAUUUUGUUACAUUCUUGAUGAAUGAAUACAAAAUAGAGAACAAUUUAUUAUUGUGUGGAAAAUAUGAUAAUCUUGAAUCAUUUUUGGUGUAUUUCGAUCAAACUAAUGAUUUUAACGAAUGUUUCAUCCAUUCAACGAUGUUUAAUAUCCCAUCAUUUUCAGAAUAUUUUUUUUAA